AUGAACAAGUCUGGUGAAUCUGUCAAACAGGCCGCAAGACACUAUGAAUUUAGUCUAAUGGGACCAAAAGGUCCCAAGCGUCCUCUAUCUGCAUAUAUGUUCUAUGCUCUAGCUAACCGCGACCGUCUCCGCAAAGAGAACCCUAACGCUCGCUUUGGCGAGAUUGGCAGGCUCUUAGGUUCUGAGUGGUGUGGCUUGACAGACGACGAAAAGAGGCCAUACAUCAAGCAUUAUGAGGAAGAUAAGGUACGAUUCGAGAGAGAGAAAGCCAAGCACAUCAUCGAAAUGGCCGAGUAUGAGGCAGAGAAAGCUAAGAAUAGCUAUAUUUCAGAGUCUGAGACUUUUGAAAACGAAGAGGAUAGAAACAGCUCGCUACAUCAAGUGGAUUCUCCUUCUGAUUAA
This is a messenger RNA of Linderina pennispora, 402 nucleotides long. RefSeq lists its product as uncharacterized. NCBI's taxonomy places the organism in Eukaryota, Fungi, Kickxellomycota, Kickxellomycetes, Kickxellales, Kickxellaceae. The record is from RefSeq and is a predicted model, not a curated record. The transcript has a single exon. The coding region runs from base 1 to 402 and encodes 133 amino acids.